GUGUGUUCGUGAAGCGCGUUGGUGACUUCAGAGAUAAGAAGGGGAUUUAUUUCAGCAUAAAGUUCGUAUUAUAGUAUUACAUUUGAAACUUUCUACGGUUUGAAAUUAUAACAUUUCAAGUACAAGAUCGGAAACAAUGAAGUACAUCAUUGGAAUCGGAGGUGUGACCAAUGGUGGUAAAACCACCUUGACGAACAGGUUAAUAAAAGCUUUACCAAACUGCUGUGUGGUUCACCAGGAUGAUUUUUUCAAGCCGCCGGACCAGAUAGCGGUCGGAGCGGAUGGCUUUAAACAGUGGGAUGUGAUCACUUCUUUGGAUAUGGAGGCAAUGGUGAACACCAUCAAGGGCUGGAUAGAGAACCCAGUCAAGUUCGCUCGUUCUCACGGUGUACCCGUGACCCCGGCUGCUGAGAUGGACGACACUGAGAGCCAAAUGCACAUACUUAUCGUAGAAGGAUUUCUACUGUAUAACUACAAGCCUUUGGUGGAUGUGUUUGACAAAUGUUACUACAUAACCAUCCCAUACGAGGAGUGCAAAUACAGGAGAAGUACAAGGAACUAUACUGUCCCAGACCCUCCCGGCCUCUUUGACGGUCAUGUGUGGCCCAUGUACCUCAAACACAAAAAUGAGAUGGAGAGCUGUGGUUUGCCAAUUGAAUACCUUGAUGGCUUGAAAACGAAAGAUGAAAUUUACAAUCAAGUACAUGAAGACAUCCACAAUACACUCCUGAAUCGCUUAUAGCAGGAGCAGUCUCUGGAUUCUAUGUACAAAUUGUAAAUACAAAUGUUAUGUAGUCUUUUUUUAUUUGUUUUGUAAAUAGUAUUACAAGGAUGUAAUUUGCAAGGAUGUACAUUUUAAGUGUUCACAAGAACUUUUUUUUUUUUUAACUUUUUUGUUCACUGCAUUUGAUUUAAUUGAAUUUUUCUUAAUGUUCAAAGCGCACCAUAAUAAUGACAUCAUGGAAACCACAUCAAAGUUUGAGUUUCCAAAAUUUGUACCAAUAAACUGUGCUUUGACUUCUUAUUAGAUCACUAUUGUCACAAUAUUCUUAAAUGUGCCUAUAUAGUAUAGCUUUCAGCUCCGUUUAAGUCAUUUUAUGACCCAGAGACAAACAAUUCAAUAUGUUGAACACUUAAUGAUUUGGGAUAUUUAAGUGUUUUGUCUUUCAUGUCCUAGAUCAGUGGUUCCCAGCUUUUUAUCUUUUGUGGCCCCCCAACUUUCUACAUUCAUCCUUCCUUUUAAGUUUGCUGUAACGUUGAGAUGAAGGGGACAAAAUUUAAAUGAUAAUUUUACAUAAAUACUUCAACUACCUCUACUUUUCACUGUAUGCAUAAUAAAAAACUUGAUUGUGAACCAAAA
Molecule: messenger RNA, 1360 nt
Organism: Misgurnus anguillicaudatus (oriental weatherfish)
Lineage: Eukaryota; Metazoa; Chordata; Actinopteri; Cypriniformes; Cobitidae
Gene: mibp
Product: muscle-specific beta 1 integrin binding protein
Source: RefSeq, a predicted model, not a curated record